ACCCUCCACACCACACCCAUGGCCUGCUACAACCGCUGCAGUCCCUGCGGACCCACCCCGCUGGCCAACAGCUGCAACGAGCCCUGUGCCCUGCAAUGCCAGGAUUCCCACGUCAUCAUCAACCCUUCCCCUGUGCAGGUCACCCUGCCAGGACCCAUCAUGACCUCCUUCCCCCAGAACACCGCCGUCGGAUCCACCUCCUCGGCUGCCGUGGGCACUGAGCUCAGUGUGCAGGGACAGCCCAUCUCUGGUGGAUUUGGCUAUGGCCUUGGCUACGGCCUUGGCUAUGGCCAUGGAUUUGGCUACGGGCUGGGAGGCCUGGACUGCUAUGGCAGAAGGGGCUAUGGCUACAACUGCUAAUGGGCCAGCCUCAGCACCACCCCUGACACCAACCACCCACUCCCUGGAUCACAUCCCAGGCAAUGGAGAUACAUUUCUGGGCAAAGGUUGUGAAAGGGGCUCAGCAUUUCCAGCUCCUGCUCUCAGGGCACCAAGCAAGGCAGUAGCCAAGGGGCCAGCCCAGGCUGCCUGCAAACAUGGCCCAUCUGCCAUCUGCUCUUCUCCUGCUCCCUGCUCUGCAUCGCGUCUUCAGCUCUGUCCAGUCCCCUCUGGACAAACCCCUUCUCCCAAGCCAGAGACCAUUGGGCACCUGUGGUGUGCUCCUUCCACUGUGGGGCAGGAAGGCCUUGGUGCUCUGGCCAAACCACCUGUAAGUAAAGCAGCUUGGUUGAUGGUCACCCUCCCUGCACUCCCUAUUUGCCCUUCUCUUUCCCAAUGGAUGCUCACGACCUUCCACUGUUCUUUCAGCUCAAUAAAAUUCUCUUGCAUUACA
Haemorhous mexicanus (house finch) is the source of this 832-nucleotide messenger RNA. Its product is annotated as feather beta keratin-like. Bases 19 to 360 code for a protein of 113 amino acids. The record is from RefSeq and is a predicted model, not a curated record. Gene Ontology annotation, cellular component: intermediate filament. The transcript has a single exon. Gene Ontology annotation, molecular function: structural constituent of cytoskeleton. NCBI's taxonomy places the organism in Eukaryota, Metazoa, Chordata, Aves, Passeriformes, Fringillidae.